CCGCAUUUGCUUCAAGUGCAAACAAAAUUAACUUUCGUAUAAAUAUUCCGUGUCUAGCAGAGAUAGGUAUCAGUCUCGUAACAGCACUCAACCAAUAGGUCAGUUAGUCAGCCUGGUGGAGCCAGCCAUUCAAACAGGAGAUCCAACAUGUUUAAGUUCAUUGCUCUGGUUGCCUGUUUGGCAGUUGCCGUGUUGGCGUACGAAGAUUACCACUCACACCCCAAGUACAAGUUCGAGUAUGGUGUGAAGGAUGGUCAUACCGGUGAUAACAAGGAACAGUGGGAACAUCGGGACGGAGAUGCCGUGGAAGGAUCUUACUCCCUGCACGAACCCGAUGGCACCCACCGAGUGGUGAACUACAAAUCGGAUAAACAUGCUGGAUUCCAGGCCCAUGUGCAGCGUGAGGGACACGCUCAGCAUCCCCCGGUGUACGGCGAACACAUCGACGAACAUAGUCACGGUGGCGAAAGCUACGCCAACAUUGAUCAGCAUCACUAGAAGGAACCAAGAUGGUGUGUGAAUCGUUGUUGUUGGUGCUUUCGAGAGGUGUGCGGGCAGUGGAGUGUUGCAAUAUAGGUGACACGCUGCUCAGGUUGAUUGUGCAAUAAAGACUUGUUAUGUUAAAUGAA
Aedes albopictus (Asian tiger mosquito) is the source of this 629-nucleotide messenger RNA. Its product is annotated as cuticle protein 19-like. The transcript is spliced from 2 exons. Gene Ontology annotation, cellular component: extracellular matrix. Bases 148 to 498 code for a protein of 116 amino acids. The record is from RefSeq and is a predicted model, not a curated record. Lineage: Eukaryota; Metazoa; Arthropoda; Insecta; Diptera; Culicidae.